AUGGCCGCCCCAACCGAGGCGCAAAUCGCCCAUCAAGAGCUUAUAGAGAAGCUUGACAUUCACUCCACUCAUAAGAACUUCCGCAGUCCGGCCUGGAAGCCCAACCAGCGUCGAAACAAGAACCUCAAGGCCAUCGUCGGUGAUGCUUCCCGAAGAGAAGCCUCAGCUCUUGGCACGCCGAUGGACGCGAGUGGUAUUGCUACGCCAGCCGAUGAUGGACUCUCGACUAGCGGUACAAGCACGCCAGCCACCGAGAGCGGCAAGGAGCCCCCAAAUCUGGCUCAAGCAUCACGAAACCUGUCUAAGCUUGUCCUCGAGAAGAGCCUCAAACCGACAGGUGGUGUGUCGGCUCCAACAGCCACUUACACAAAUAUUGAAUCGGCACCAUCACUCGCGCAUAACAAACAUUACUGUGACGUGACUGGACUACCAGCUCCUUACCUCGAUCCCAAGACGCGACUUCGCUAUCACAAUAAGGAAGUGUUUGGCCUCAUUAGGACGCUACCUCAGGGUGUGGCAGAGCAGUUUCUCGAGGCUCGUGGUGCUCAUACCGUCCUUAAGUGA
This is a messenger RNA of Fusarium proliferatum ET1, 564 nucleotides long. Its product is annotated as putative IES6 INO80 chromatin remodeling complex subunit 6. The transcript has a single exon. Gene Ontology annotation, biological process: chromatin remodeling. Lineage: Eukaryota; Fungi; Ascomycota; Sordariomycetes; Hypocreales; Nectriaceae. The record is from RefSeq and is a predicted model, not a curated record. Bases 1 to 564 code for a protein of 187 amino acids. Gene Ontology annotation, cellular component: Ino80 complex.